Molecule: messenger RNA, 738 nt
Organism: Megalops cyprinoides (Indo-Pacific tarpon)
Lineage: Eukaryota; Metazoa; Chordata; Actinopteri; Elopiformes; Megalopidae
Product: fibroblast growth factor 11-like
Exons: 5
Coding region: 1-738 (245 amino acids)
Biological process (GO): positive regulation of cell population proliferation; fibroblast growth factor receptor signaling pathway; positive regulation of gene expression
Cellular component (GO): cytoplasm
Molecular function (GO): fibroblast growth factor receptor binding; growth factor activity
Source: RefSeq, a predicted model, not a curated record
AUGGCGGCCCUCGCCAGCUCUCUGAUCCGCCAGAAGAGAGCCGUGAGGGAGGACCAGGGCAACCGGCCCGUGGCCAGCAAGCGCAAGCCCUGCCCCAAGAGUAACAAGUCCCUGUGCCAGAAGCAGAUCCUGGUGCUCAUCUCCAAGGUGCGCCUGUGUGGCGGUCGCCGAGGGAGAACCGAAAAGAGACCCGAACCCCAGCUGAAAGGCAUUGUGACCCGCCUGCACUGCCGGCACGGGUUCGACCUCCAGAUCCUGCCAGAUGGCACGGUGAACGGAACGCGAGAUGAGAGCAGCUCUUUCUCGCAGUUUAACCUGAUCCCUGUGGGUCUGCGCAUCGUGGCUAUCCAGGGAAUAAAGACAGGCCUGUACCUGGGCAUGAGCAGCGAGGGCUAUCUCUACACCUCUGAACACUUCACACCAGAGUGCAAAUUCAAAGAGAGCGUGUUUGAGAACUACUAUGUGACGUACUCGUCGAUGCUGUACCGGCAGAGCCAGUCGGGCCGAGCUUGGUACAUCGGCAUCAACCGCGACGGGCACGUCAUGAAAGGAAACCGGGUCAAAAAGACCAAAGGCGCCGCCCACUUUUUACCCAAAGUUAUCGAAGUGGCCAUGUAUAAGGAGCCCUCGUUGCACGAACUCGCUGAACAGAGCCCGCCCAGGAAGACGGUGAAGACCGCCGACUCCCCCUCCCUCCAGAACGGCAGGAAAGACCCCCCAAAGGCCGACACCUCGUAG